Messenger RNA from Xenopus laevis (African clawed frog), 6150 nucleotides. It is a transcript of the gene il16.L, whose product is annotated as interleukin 16 L homeolog. Gene Ontology annotation, molecular function: cytokine activity; CD4 receptor binding. Bases 888 to 4775 code for a protein of 1295 amino acids. Gene Ontology annotation, biological process: induction of positive chemotaxis; leukocyte chemotaxis. The record is from RefSeq and is a predicted model, not a curated record. Lineage: Eukaryota; Metazoa; Chordata; Amphibia; Anura; Pipidae. Gene Ontology annotation, cellular component: extracellular region; nucleus; cytoplasm. The transcript is spliced from 20 exons.
CUUAAUGUAUUAAUGUUUGCAGAUUUAAGAAAGGGUGGUCCAAAUUAUGGAAAAAACCUUUAUCCAGAAAACCCCAGGUCCCAUGUACUGACACAGUCUUACCUCACCAUACACACUAUUACACAGUUGCAGCCUUUUCCCCAAAAAGAGAUGUAUCUGGGGGUGGGGGUGCUAUUGUACAUUUUUUACUUCCUCGCUCCAUACAAUGGUUGCUCUGUGGGGCCCAGCAGGGGGGCUCACUCCUGUCUGCAACUCCCUAAAAGGCAGAAUUUCCUAUACAGGUUACUGCAAGUCAAGGCAAUGGUCACUUGAAGGGUUAAAGCCACAUUUUCCCAUCCAAGAAGACUGCAGCAGCUUUCUGUUCUUUGUGACACCAAGUCAAGAAAAAGUCCAGAGGAAAGUCUGAGGUUUUCCAUUUCUUCUUGUGCUACAGGAGGAAAGGUUAUAGGACCAGAGCAGUUUCAUUGAGCGGAAUAACAUCUCUUUUAUGCACAUCUGUCUCACUGGGCGGUAUUUAAAAAUGCAGAGACUCUGGCAAUUAUGAUUUACUGGCAGACAGCUCAGUCAUUUCAGUGCACAAGGAGAGAAAAGAGCCUCUACAGAAAAGCAUUGAUGUGAAUGUGCUUCCCAGCAGCGGAGGGGAAUACACAUAGGAUUUUCAUGGCUGGCUGCAAGGAACAUGGACGGCCAUUCCACAUUUAAUCAGGGAAAUAACACUGGGGGAAUAAAUCUGUAGAGAAGAUAUUCAAUGUGCUUGGCAAUGGGUAUGAAUCUGAGAUGGGCAAACUGCAUCCAGUGCUUUGAUAAGAAUACCUGUGCAGCAGUAAAGCAGUACCCUUACAGCAAUUGUACUACUCCCCUGAAAACUUAAGAAGAAAGAAUCGGACAUGCCGAACAAGUACGACUAUGAGAGAGGAAGCAUUUUUACCUCCUCACUGAAGAUGCACAGGCAGAACAGCACAGGCAAAAAAACCAAGAAAAUCAAAAACUUUCGCUCCCUGUCAAAAUCUCUGAUUCUCUGCAAUGCCAAAAAUAGUGAUGAUGGGUCAAGCCUGGAAGAAAAAUACACAGAGAUCACCGACACGCCACACUCUAUUGUACGGGAUUGUGACUCACUGACAGCUGAUACGUUACAAAUUUCUAGCAUGAUCCCUGACCCCAUGAUCAGAAAAAUCAUUGUGUCAAAAGCGGCGUCAGUUGAUCCAACUCCAAGCAAACCCUCUCUUAUGGAGCCAAAUUAUUUUCUCGAAUAUCAAACAGAAGUUGAUAAUCCUUGUCCUCUGAAAAUGAAGGCUAGAUGUACCAGGACAAGAAGCAAUUCAACAAGUGUCAAUCCUUAUUGGAUUGGUGAAAUUGAUCCUCAGCUCACCAAGAGACCAACACACUGCCGAGAGAGACACUCAGCAAACCUCUACAGCAACCGGAAAUCAAUGUCUCAACAGCUAGACUCUUUAUCAGGUGGAGUGCAGGGUGUUUCCCGACCAUCAAGAUCUCUGAGUACAGCACAGCUAAUAAACACAAGAAGUCUUCAAGCAUCUAUGAUUUCCAACAUCAUCUUAAUGAAAGGACAGGGAAAGGGUUUGGGAUUCAGUAUUGUUGGAGGAAAGGACAGUAUUUAUGGGCCGGUUGGCAUCUAUGUGAAGACAAUUUUUCCAGAAGGAGCAGCAGCGGCUGAUGGGAGAUUACAAGAAGGGGAUGAAAUUCUGGAACUCAAUGGCGAGUCCAUGUAUGGGCUAACACAUAAUAAUGCUCUGCAAAAGUUUAAGCAAGUGAAGAAAGGCGUGCUCACUCUGACAGUUCGCACAGGACUUGGCGCUUUAGAAGAAAAGCCUGGCUACUUUGCCUCCCAGAUGUUUCGCUCCAAAAGCUCCAGUUGUUGUGUAGCCAGAGAGCAUAGUCCAUUACAGUCGGAAAGCCAUGCAUUCUUAUUAAGCUCCCACAACCCCAAUGACAGAGUGCUGAUGGAAGUGACAAUGCACAAAGAGUCGGGUGUUGGCUUGGGGAUAGGACUGUGCAGUGUUCCAAACUGCGGGGGAAUUUCCAGCAUAUUCAUUCAUUCACUCUCUCCUGGCUCUGUGGCUCAUAUGGAUGGAAGACUCAGAGCUGGUGAUGAGAUUGUGGAGAUAAAUGAGAGUGUUGUCAGUAAUAAAUCUUUAAAUGAGGUGUAUGCACUUUUAAGCCACUGCCCAUCUGGUCCUGUCACUAUCCUUAUUAGCAGGCAUCCGGAUCCACAGAUCUCUGAACAGCAGCUGAAAAAUGCUGUAUCACAGGCUGUGGAAAAUAGCAGAUGUGAAAAGGAUCCUCACCCUUGGAGCUAUGAAGGUGAGAGAAAGUUCUUUUCUUGCUUCCAUGGCAAAUACCAGUGUGAAAGCUGCAUAGGAAAGCAUGCUUCUUAUCUGUAUAACAGUCGUAGAGAGCAGAAGCAAAUGGUCCGCUCCAGCAGUGAAGGAAACGAUGGUCCUACAUCCCUAGGUCCCAACAUGAACUCCUACCAGUCACAUGUUCUGGCAAGUAGGGUGCAUAGUGUCAAUGUCCCUCUUGGAACACAGACAACUAUACUGCAUUAUUCUACUCCAGUUAGGGUGGAAAACCAUUCCCCUGUUAACCCUGAAGGACUAAGCGGGUCUCAGGUAUCCUGCAAGAAAUCCAUUGGCCAUUCUGGAGAGAUCCUUGUGAAAAAACUAACAACAAAACCAAUUCCACCACCUAGAAAGUAUUAUAAAGAAGACCUAAGGGAGGAUGUAAAUCACAAUCAAGAAAAUGGACAAUCUGUGGAUGAAACAGGAAACUUACAGCUAAAGGGAAACCAGCAAAUUACAGGCGAGAGCAUAUUAGACACAUCUUCAUCAACCAGCGAGUGCUCAUACACUAGCGCUGCUGAGCCAGAAAAGCACUCGGACACAGGAAAUCCUGUAUCAAACCACCGACCACUGCUAAGAAGACAGGCACGUGUUGACUACAGCUUUGACACAACAAGUGAAGAUCCGUGGGUCAGAAUCUCCGAUUGCAUCAAAAACUUGUUCAGCCCCCUCAUAAACGAAGGCCACAACCUAAUAGAUCUAGAAAGUAGCAUCCGUUCAACAGGUGGCAAUACAGAGAGACUUAGGCGAGAUUCUGCAUGCGAGGAUUCUCAAAUUUGCAGCUCUCAAGAUAUGAGUAACUUCAAGAAAGGUCCACCAGUUGCUCCCAAGCCAACCUGGUUCCGGCAGAGUCUGAAGGGAUAUAGGAAUGUAGAUAAGAAGCCAACUGAUGGCACAUCUCUGGAUAAAUACAAAGAGAUUCAUAACAACAUUAAACCACAAACUUCAAGUCGGACAUCAUCGAUUAAACAAAAGAUAAAUUCCUUUGAAACAUUUAGCACACCAUCACCAACUGGAAAAAUAAGCGACAGAGGGAAUGUUACAUCUUCAGCACUGAAUGACAAGUCCUUUAACAAACAAGAAGUAGAAAGUGUGACAGUCUGUUUGAACAAUGUGACCGUGAGCACAGCUGAAAUUCAGGUUACUGAAGUUAUACAGCCUCCUGUGGCUAUUCCAAAGUCUCCUGAAAAAGAAGAACCGGAAGUGUCUCAGUCACCACCAAAACCCUGUUUCCAGGGCAUGCGAAGGAGUAGCAGUACUAGUAAUGACCCUCAGUUUCAUUAUUCCGAGCUCAAUGAACAAGUACCAUACAAGAUACCGAGCCACAGAUCUAGGAGCUUUCCUCUGAGUGCCUCCACACCCUCUGAUGCAUUGAAGAUAAAUGAAAACUCUAGCAAGAUCUAUUCCAUCAGCAACCAGGUCUCCUCUGCUUUAAUGAAGUCCUUGCUGUGUUUCCCUCAGUCUCCGAAGCUACAAGUCUCUUAUCCCUGGCAGAAUGAAUCUUACCCUGUAGAUGAGAUCUCAUCCAGCCCUAAGACUGAAAGUUACCAUUUGGACACUGGAUUUUCUGUAAACUUGUCUGAAUUAAGAGAGUUCGGAGCAGGACAAUCAGAAAAGGAGAAGGAGGAGGAUGUCCAAGAACCGUCACUUGCAUUGGCUUCAGUGCCUGCUGGUCAGUCUGUCAUAUCUCUGCUUCUCAGAGAAGAAUUAACUGCACUGAUAGAGGAAGUCAAAGAGCUAGAUGAAGAAACCCUGAAGCAAUUUGAUGACAUCCACGUUGUAGUCUUGCAUAAGGAAGAGGGUACUGGCCUUGGAUUCAGUCUUGCGGGAGGACUUGAUUUGGAGAACAAAGCUAUAACCGUGCACAGAGUUUUCCCCAGUGGGCUGACUGCUCAAGAAGGAACAAUCCAGAAAGGAGAUAAAGUUCUAUCCAUCAAUGGAAAGUCAUUAAAGGGAGUUACACACAAUGAUGCUCUUGCCAUUUUGCGCCAGGCACGCCACCCUAAACAAGCUGUUAUUGUCAUAAAGAAAGAGAAAGAUGGAGAGCAAACACCAGAAUCCCUAGACUCGGCAUUCUCUGCUUUAACUGAUGACUCAACAGCAGCAAAUUGUGAUGACACUGGGGAUAUCAUUGUCGUUACUCUUGAAAAAUCCUUGGCUGGACUUGGAUUCAGUUUGGAUGGGGGGAAAGGCUCUGUACAGGGAGACAGACCUGUCAUCAUUAACAGGAUUUUUAAAGGUGUCUCAGAAAAGAAUAAUGCAGUGCAGUAUGGAGAUGAACUACUGCAGCUGGGGAACAUCAGUUUGCAAGGUCUCACACGGUUUGAAGCAUGGAAUUCCAUUAAGUCUUUACCAAAUGGACUUGUCCAAGCUGUCAUCAGGAGAAAAAGCACUGACUCCACUGUAAACCAAUAGAACAAUAUGAUAAUGGAGGGUGCUUGAGUCUCAGAACUAGCAUGCAGCCAUGACGGAGCUUUAGCACAUCUUGCCCUGGAUGGGAUCAGAUUGCUCAGUGGCAAAUCAUCUUCUUGGUAUCCCUAAGGGAAUAUUUUAUUGGGCAAAUGUAAUGGAGGUUGGAAGCUCCUGAACUUGCAAAGUGGUCAACAUGUUUUUGGGCAAGACUGGUACUCUAGCACAGUUUAUUGGGUUGUCUUGCCAUGGAUACCAAACACACACACAGAUUCACACAGAAAUAGAGACACACACACAAAGGAAAUAAUCUCAAACUGGCACUUGCAAUACAUUAACAUAAAGCAAUUCUACUUAUUUUUCUGCAUUUUCAUGCUUCUGUCACUGGUACUUGUAGAUCACACAAUGUAAAAACUAAAGGAUUAAUCAUUUAUAACCUUACGGGGGCCACUUAUUAAUAAUUCUGGCCAUUUAAUUAGUUCCAAAACAAAUGGUUAUUAUGAAUAAUUAUUAUAUUCAUAUUAAUUGAUAUGAACACCUUUCACACUAAUGUCCUUAAUGGCCUAACCAGACAAAUCACUAGAUUGGAAACAAUGCGCUGAUGGGCAACUAGCAAUCAUACUUGAAUUACAACUCCAAAGGCUGCCAGUGGGAUGAAGGGAAUUAGUUUGACAUCUAGAGGGUUUAACAUUGGACAACCCUGCUAAACAGACUUUCUAUUAUAGUAGCCUGCACACACUUACUGCAUUUUGCACCCCCUAACCCGAGAUCUUGAUGGAGUUGCAAGGAAAAUGCAUUGAAAUGGGAGCAGAUUUAAAAAUCGAAUGCAAUUUUAGCAGUUUGUCUUCUAUACUAGCUCAAUAAUAAGGUAUGCAUACAGACACAUUUUUAUUCAUAUCAAUCCCCGUGUGCCUUUUGUCUCAUUGUCAGAUUUAAGAUUAGGGAUUGCCAAUCCAUGGUUUCACUGUUGGUGAGCUAAAGCUACUAUCACUUUUAUCCUUUUCUAUUGAAAGGUUCUAAUUAAGUCAAUAAACCUUCAUUGCACUAGGCUGGCCCAGUCAAAAUCAACAAUAGGCUCAUGUCAUAUUCUGCUGCCACUUUUUCAGCUGGUUGUAAAGCUCCUGGACCCAUCCUGUUGCCUGUCAUUUGCUUUAAUGAGAACCACCAGACAAGCUGCAUGGUUCAGGUGCUUCUAAGUAUGCUGAAAAGUGCCAAAACGUACCACGUGUGCCAUGAGCUUGGUUCCCUUAUAUGAAAACGAUCCAAAACUAUGCAAUACUUGCUUUAUUGGCAUUUUUGUAUAUAUCUUAUUUUUUGCCUGUGUGCCAUGAGUGUAAAUAGCUAUUUUUUUAAAAUGCUAAUAAAUGACUUUUGAUGCAGA